This is a messenger RNA of Plodia interpunctella (Indianmeal moth), 1255 nucleotides long. RefSeq names its product Trimethyllysine hydroxylase (gene Tmlh). Gene Ontology annotation, cellular component: mitochondrion. The transcript has 8 exons. Bases 92 to 1225 code for a protein of 377 amino acids. Gene Ontology annotation, molecular function: iron ion binding; trimethyllysine dioxygenase activity. Gene Ontology annotation, biological process: carnitine biosynthetic process. The record is from RefSeq and is a predicted model, not a curated record. Lineage: Eukaryota; Metazoa; Arthropoda; Insecta; Lepidoptera; Pyralidae.
UUUAUCAUUGUGAACUUUGAAUGUUUGGAUCAUUAUGCCAGUUAAAUUAUCUAAUCCGUGGAGAAUAGACUGUGUUUUGUUACGUUAAAUAAUGUCUUGUUUAAUAUCUGACGAAGAUGCAAAAGGCGUGAAGGUUUUAGAAAAUGGAAUAGAACUGACGUUACAAGAUGGAAACAAUGCAGUAUUUGAAGACUGUUGGCUGCGAGACCAUUGCAGGUGUUCAUCGUGCUAUCACGCGGACACUUGCCAGCGAGCGAAGCACAUUUUGGAAAUCCCCGAAUCAAAAAUCACAGACGCAAGCCGCAAUUCUUCACAACUGUAUAUAAAAUGGGAUGAUGGACAUAAAUCUGUGUACGACAUUGAAUUCCUGUCUAAAUUUGAUUACAAAAGCUGGAAUAAAGGGCGUACACUGAAACCCAUAGUAUGGAAUGGCCGAGACAUAGCCCACAAGCUGAUGAAGGUCCAUGUGGACAAGUUUCUGCGUACUGAAGAGGGAGUCAGCAUAGUGUUUCAGCAUCUCCUUGAUUAUGGUGUCGCUUUGAUUGAAGGGGUUGAGCCAACAACAGAAGCUACGGCAAUCGUCUGCAAGGCUCUGGGCGGAAUCCAGCAAACGUUGUUCGGAGGCAUGUGGGAGUUCACCACCAGGGCCGACCAUGCCGACACCGCAUACACAAACCUGCCACUCGCUGUGCACAACGACAACACGUACUUUACUGAGGCUGCUGGACUGCAAGUGCUUCAUUGCUUAGUCCACUCGAAUGGGUCCGGGGGGGAAACUAUACUCGUAGACGGAUUUUAUGGUGCUCUCAAGUUGAGGCAACAUUUUCCUGAAGAUUACGAUUUCCUCAGCAAGUUCCACUUGGAAGCUGAGUAUAUAGAGGAAGGACAUCGUCACAAAUAUGCCGCGCCGGUGAUCAGAGUCAAUGAUGACACGAAGGAGUUGGAGCAAAUUAGGUUUAAUGUCUAUGAUCGUGCACCCAUGGCGUUCGCUGAUAGCAAGCAAUGCAGAGUAUACUAUCGCUCGCUGAGGAAUCUGGCACGAUACUACGAGGAUCCAGAAAAUCAGUGGCAGUUUAAAUUAACACCAGGUACCGUGAUGGUGAUGGAUAAUUUCCGUGUGCUGCACGGCAGGACAGGGUUCUCGGGACACAGGGUCCUCUCUGGUUGCUACGUGUCUCGCUCUGAUUGGUUGGACAAAGCGCGCACUCUUAGACUCAUACAAUGAAAGUAAACAAAUAAAUUUAACUUCAGAUUA